Molecule: messenger RNA, 5247 nt
Organism: Patella vulgata (common limpet)
Lineage: Eukaryota; Metazoa; Mollusca; Gastropoda; Patellidae
Product: guanylate cyclase 32E
Exons: 22
Coding region: 525-4307 (1260 amino acids)
Biological process (GO): intracellular signal transduction; protein phosphorylation; receptor guanylyl cyclase signaling pathway
Molecular function (GO): peptide receptor activity; ATP binding; protein kinase activity
Source: RefSeq, a predicted model, not a curated record
ACCCAGAAUAAGAGACUUUCAUUGUAUGGGAGUUAUUGUAUAUUUUGUUGUUAUUAUACGCGUGCGUUUGUAUAUGAGACGGGAUUAACCGACGAUAAUACUUUGACAGAGUAACGGAUAUAAAGUCCCUUCUGAGAACGCUUUAUAGCGGUACGAGUUCAGCUAGAGUGUAAAAUGACAAUACAAAGCAGUUAAAGACCAUGUGUUAAAUCCGUCUUAGAAAGAGUCAUAUGAUAUUUUAAAUGGAUACACGGUCCAUAUAGCUCUAUACUUACAUUUGCAGAUAUUGUCGAGGUUUAAAAGUUCUGUUUAACAGGUAAAUGGUUAUCUGAACAAUAAACCAUCAACCACGCAAGAGAUUUCAUGAUAUACAUCUGAUAUAACUAACUAAUGAAGAUUUGUGUUUAUGCCAUUUACAAGUAAAGUUGACCAGAAAGUCCAAUAUUAUGUUGGAACAACUCAAAUGUGACCAUUCUCGGACAUAAUCUAAAAGCAACUGCUAGAAAAGGAUAGAUACGCGCAAGAUGUAUUGGUGCUUUCUACGAGUAUUUUUGAUUGUUUGUUUAGCAAUUCUGUGGGAUGUGAUAUCACUGGUACAGUCAAAUAAUGAAAUCCAAGCAAACGAAACGUUGCAUAUAGCUUUCUUUUCAACAGUGAGAAAGGAUGCGGACGAACGUAACUUACUUGGAUCAGGUCCAGGCAUGUUAAUUGGUGGUGCCUUCUUCAAUGCCUUGGAUGAAGUGAAUGCCGAAUAUAAAAAUAUUCAUCUUAAUUAUACCUUUGUGAACACACCAGAGGAAUCGUGGGAUACGUUAAGGGAAAUAGCUGAUUUAUAUUGUGACAAUACAACAGCAGCUCUGAUCGGUCCAGAUGGAUAUUGCGAAUCCGCAGCCUUAGCAGCAAAAGCCUUCAACCUGCCGUACUUUGCCUACGGUUGCCACGAAGCUCUACCUUCUGACCAGAAUAACGUCUACACAUUUGUCAGCACAGAACCAACUCUGUCCAAAGUGUCAAAAUUCAUAGUGGCUCUGCUGAAACAGUACAGAUGGAAUUCAUUUUCCAUUGUUAGUGGAUUAGAAUUGAAAUGGAGGGACACUGCUAAAGUAUUGGAAACGAUGUCUAUAAAAGAAGAAAUUCAUCUUAAUAAUAUUACUUAUGAUGCAGAUCUUGAUUUUUUCCACCCAGGAACUGCAGCUAAAGGAAGUUUUAACACCCUUCUGGAGAACACCAAGAAGAAAACAAGAAUUUAUGUAUUUCUGGGAGAGUAUGAGGCUCUAAUAGAGUUUGCUAGAGUCAUGUUUGAAAAUCUUGGUGAAGACAGAAAAGAUUAUGUUCUGAUUGGUGUGGAUGAUCGUCUGCCAGAACCGGAGCAUUACAGAUAUUUUCUACAUCUUCCUUUUGAAGAGGAGGAGGAACCUAAUGAUGGCCAUCUUGAACCAUUCCGUAAUGUUUUUAUACUGACAUUACGACCAAUCAUAAACAAGGAAUGGCCUGAAUUUCUCAAUAAAACAUACCAAAGAAAUAAACUACCACCAAUGAAUUUCCCGCAAAUACCUCCAGGGUUGGAGGAUCGAAUACCCAAAAUACCUAUCACAGUUGCUUACUUAUAUGAUGCUGUGAAGAUAUAUGCCAAAGCUUUGAAUGAAACAUUGGCAGCCAACGAAGAUAUCCGGAAUCCUGAAAUGGUUAUCAAAAAAUUGCGUAACCGAUCUUACAGAAGUGUACAAGGAUUUAGCGUACAUAUCGAUGGACAGGGUGAUAAUGAUGGUAAUUAUACAUUAUUAAGUGUACGUGUAAAAGAUGGAAAAGCUGUUGCUUGGAUGGAUUCUGUUAGUGAAUAUACACGUUCAAUUAACAAUUCUAUACCAAACAUGGAUCUUAAAUUAAACAUAAAUUGGUUAUCAGGUCAACAACCACCUAGCGAACCACAAUGUGGUUUCCAGGGAGAGAAAUGUAAUACAAAUUGGGAGUUGGCUGUCAUUGGUAGCGUUUUAGCGGCGGCUGUUAUUGUUCUGUUAGCUUUAGGCUUAGUUGUAUUGCGAGUGUCCAAGUAUUAUCGCUAUGAGAAAAAAUUGGCUAGUUUAUUAUGGAAGAUAGAUAGGGAAGAUUUACGUUUUGUGGAUUCCGUUCGCGAAUUUUAUUCUCCGGGUCGACAAAGAAAAAAGGUGUCAAGUCCUUGGAAGUUUUUACUUUCGGGUGAUAACGAAAGCGAAAAGAGAACAGGGUCCAGAAAAGAGAAACAGAGUAACACCCAUGUUGGAUCGUAUCGUGGAACCAUAGUCUUUAUCAAACAAGUGACGAGACGAAGUUUGGAUAUUAACAGAGAGAUGAAGAAACAGUUACAGCUAAGGAAAGAAUUAAGUCAUGAUAAUAUUAAUAGAUUUAUUGGUGCGUGUAUUGAAUUACCAGAGGUUUAUAUUGUUACACAGUACUGUGCACGGGAAAGUUUACGGGAUAUUUUACGGAAUGAAGAUUCACAGCUUGAUGAAAUGUUUGUAUCUUCACUUGUAGCUGAUUUAAUUAAGGGCAUGGUAUUUAUACAUGACAGUGAUAUAAUAUCCCAUGGUAAUUUAACAUCCAGUAAUUGUUUGGUUGAUAGUAGAUGGGUUCUACAAAUUGCUGAUUUUGGUCUACCCUCAGCCUUAUCUUCUACACCCCCUGCUGUUGAGGAUGUUGAUAGGUACUAUGAAAAAUUAGUCCUGAAAGCUCCAGAAUUACUCCGCAAUACCAAUCAUCAUCCUCGGGGCACACAGAAAGCGGAUGUUUAUUCCUUCGCUAUUAUAUUGUAUGAGAUACAUGGCAGAAAAGGACCUUGGGGCGACGUGAAAGUAAAUCUUAAAGAUAUUGUCGAACGUGUUAAAUACUGUGGAGAUGCGCCGCCAUUUAGACCGGACCUACAGGAAAUGACGUGUGAAUCGUACAUCACCAGCUGUAUCAAAGAUUGUUGGGCGGAAGAUCCUGAAUACCGACCCGACUUUAAGACAGUUAGAACGAGGUUGAAGCCAAUGCAACAGGGAUUGAAAGCCAAUAUAUUUGACAAUAUGCUGGCUAUGAUGGAGAAAUAUGCUAAUAAUUUGGAAGCCUUGGUAGCUGAAAGAACUGACCAAUUAUCCGUAGAGAAAAAGAUGACAGAAAACCUUCUAUUGAGAAUGUUGCCACGGUAUGAUAUGUCACCGGUAGCAGAACAAUUAAAACGUGGACAGCCGGUUGUACCGGAACAAUAUGAAUGUGUCAGUAUCUAUUUUAGCGAUAUUGUUGGUUUUACAGCAUUAUCAGCACAGUGCACACCUAUGCAGGUUAUUGACAUGCUAAACGAUCUGUAUAGUUUAUUUGACUCCAUAUUAGAGAACUACGACGUCUACAAGGUGGAAACUAUCGGAGACGCUUACGUCGUGGUCAGUGGUCUACCAAUUAGGAAUCAUGACAAUCAUGCCGGAGAGAUCGCCUCCAUGUCACUACAUUUGCUAAGUGGUCUGGAAAUGUUCCGACUUCGUCAUCAACCAGACCAAUCAGUUAAGAUAAGAAUCGGCAUUCAUUCAGGUCCAUGUUGUGCUGGAGUGGUUGGUCAUAAGAUGCCGAGGUAUUGUCUAUUUGGUGAUACAGUUAAUACAGCUUCUAGAAUGGAAUCAACGGGGGAAGCCUUAAAGAUUCACUGCAGUCAAGAAUUAAAGAAUAUAUUGGAUAAGUUGGGCGGGUAUAAUCUACAAGAGAGAGGAUUUACAGCAAUGAAGGGUAAAGGUGAACGAUUAACUUAUUUCCUAGUCGGAGAAGAUAAAAAUCAUAGAAUUCGUCGAAUCUCAACAGAUAAAGAAUACGACAAGCGUUGUGUUUCAUCUGGUAACCCUGACUAUAGCUCUUCGCUCAAAACGUAUGAAGCCUUCGUCAAUGGCAAUGUUCUUCUGGAAAAUUCAGAGUCCACUGAAAAUCCGCCACAAACAGACAAGUCUUCGAAUCCCGUGGUUCAAGCAGACAUACGACCGGAAAUAACGGACAAAAACACCGUUAAUUCGACAAUCCCCAAGGACAGUUUUCUAUUGGUGCGUGAAAAUCUGCCACGUCGUUCCAGUAGUAUGAAUGGUACACCCUCCCGAGAAGGAUCUCCCCAGUCGGACUCCACGUGUAGCGAAUGUGAGCAAAUGACGUUUACAAUUGAAGAUCCAAAUGAACGGAAGUGCCUAUUGAAAACUAAGCAUGCCAAACAGUGCCAUAAAGUCAGAAAGCAUAAUUCCAUGCUUAAUAAGAAACCAAGUCAUGUUUGUGAUGAUUUUAGUCAAGUGAAUGGUUCGGUCCCAGAAAGUAUUCUGUGAUGAGUUAAAUAACAUGUUUUUAUUCUCGGUGCCUGCAGUAUUUUCAACUUGUAUAUUUUUAUUGAAUCUCAUGUCGUGUUUCAACAUUAUUGUGUUUUUGGAGAACUCCUAUUUUGAGAAACAACUAUUAUCAUUUGUGUUGAAAGGAUAACUCAUAUAUGAUUUUUUGUUUUAUAUAGAUAUACUUUAAAUAUUAUAUAGUGUCCUUCUUAUCCUAAAAGUCAUUCAGAAGUAAAAUACUUAAUAUAUAACCUUUAAAGUUUAUUACUCUGGGGGGGGGGGGGUUGCAUCCAUCAUAUAAAUACACACACACUUAACUUAUUAUAUACAUUAUUCUCGAUCUUAACCAAUAAGUAUACCUUAACCAACCUUGUGUCAAUUUAUAAUCAUAUAAAUGAUAUAUGCGGUUAUUGUUCUAAAAUUUAGUAUGAUUUAAAAAUUGUCUUAAUAAAGAAGCAUAAUUUUAAAAAACGUUUCCUACUGUGCAUAAUUUAUAAAGAGUUUACUAAAGGGGUAUAUUCCAAAGGGCGUUCUCUAAUUGUGCAUAAUUUAAACAGAGUUUCGAGAUUUUCAAGAUAUUGUAUACCGGAUAAAUGGCUUUAAAACUAAAAUGGACAUAGUUAUAAGCAUGUUUAUAUAAUAAUUGAGAUUGAUUUUUUAAUAAACAUUUUAGAAUAUUUGAAGAAUAAUUGUCCACAUUAAACAGAAUAUUCAAUGCUUUCUGUAAAAUAUUCUUGUAUUGUUAUCUAAAUAUAGAAGCAUUUAAUUGUUUUGCAAAAGGAUAUGUUCUUAUUAUUGUUCAUCUGAUAACAUAUAUUUAUUUUGCUAUAAAAAUGCUCUUUUUAUUGUUCUUAUGAUAACAUGUUAUGCUAUAAUAAAUGCUCUUAUUAUUGUUCUUAUGAUAACAUGUUCUGCUAUAAUAAAUGCUCUUAUUAUUGUU